Molecule: messenger RNA, 1897 nt
Organism: Lytechinus variegatus (green sea urchin)
Lineage: Eukaryota; Metazoa; Echinodermata; Echinoidea; Temnopleuroida; Toxopneustidae
Exons: 3
Coding region: 134-706 (190 amino acids)
Source: RefSeq, a predicted model, not a curated record
UCAUUUGGCCUUAAAAUUGGAUGCGUAUCAUCGCGAUUCUCAGUGCGAUUGUUCUUCCAACUGUUCACACGAAGGAUACCGGAUCGCCGUCGCCCUGGUAAAUCGCCUCAACACUGAUGGUGAGUUUGAGCCCAUGAAAACCAAAGCUAAGAAGUUUGCCCAAGAUGUCCGAACCACGUGGUUUCAAGAUCUCGGAUGUGACGACAAUGUCCUCAUAUUCUACAGUCUCUACGAUGACGAGUUAUACAUUUCACUUGGAGAAACGGUGGAAAGAGUCAUCUCUGAUAUUGAACUCGUCCGACUGAACAGGAUCGGUGAUCAAGCCUUAGUUGGGAAGAUAGUUUCCACGCCCUCGCCGCAAGCUGGCGCUGUUCAAUUCAACGAUUCUUUCACCAUCGUGCCGACCACAACCAUCAUCGACAUGGCGCAGCGCAAGACGACCACGGGCGAGGGCAUGAAUACGCUUGUCGACGUCGUCCACGUUGCGAUCGUCAACGGACCCAGUGUUUCGUCCAAGUUAGUGUAUGGGGCGGCGGUACCCGUCCUUUUGGUGCUGAUUAUCCUAAUAAUGUGCCUAUUGGCUAACUGGUGCUGUCGCCCCGCCUACGGCUACCACCAGCCAGCCCAACGAACCAAUAAGAAGACAGAAAAAGAGGAAGAGGAGGAGCUAGAGGAGGAGGAGGAGGAGGAGAAAGAGAAAGUGUGAUAAUUUCAAUGUAUCUCCAUUUGAAAAUUCAUAUCCCCCCGCGCUAGAUAGACCUCUGCUCAAGUUACAUUAUCAUUUAACAAAACAUUUGGAUCAUGUUUCGGUAUGGUAAAGUAAAGAUCAACCACAGUAACGUGAUUUGUUGAUUUAAUAACAACACAAUACAUUUUAAAAUUCACACAAAGCACUGCAUGAAUAAAUAUAUUUUAAUACAAAGCAUUAUUACAUUAAGCAUUCCUACAAAGUAUCGAACAAUUAGAUGUAACUAUAUAGCUACUUUCAAUCUAUUUAUUUACAGAAGUUAUCAGUCAAUGAUCACGGCCUAAUACAUUAUGUCAAGAAAGAGGAAAAUACAGUUAUCGAGAAAAUUAUCAAAAACUUUAUUUAAUUGUAAUGCAAGCCAACUAAUGUGGAUAAAAAUCAAUUUAAAUGAAACUAUGUAAUUAUAUUGUAAUGAAUUUUAUAACCGAUAUGACCAAUAAAGAGACAGUUUUAAAAUCCCAAACCUAUUCUAUAAAACUACAUGGAGCACAGAUUCGAUAGAUGAAGAAAUCACGCGCUAUGUUCUUUAAAUGAAUUGUCUUGCAGAUGAAACAUUAAUGAAACAUGCACAAAUUUCCUUCACAAUUUAAAGUAUACAUACAGAUUUUUUAACCAACCCAAAAGUUGGUUAAAAUAAGAACUGAUCUAUUGUUGGAUAAACAAAUACCAAUUUGUUUUGCAUGUCAUUUUCUUUUAACCAACGGUCCAGGUUUAUUUUUUAACCAACUUAUAGGUUGGCGAAAAAUUUCUGAUAGCUUACACUCAAAUCCUAACUAUACUUCAUGUUUCUACCUUGAUAAUUUAUAAAAUGACUAAACCUUGGAGAAAUCUCAUACUCAAAUCCAUUUGCAGAGUAUUCUUUCAUGAUUGACAACAGGUUAAUAAGCAUCUUUGGCAUCCCUGUACUGGAAAGAACAUAGCGUUUGCCACAGUGUGAAACACAAUGUGAUAUCACACUGUGUGAAUCACAUAUCACGUGAUCUCUCCUGAAACACAUAUUAACAAUAGUCGACCAUGUGAACAGUCACACAGUAUAGGUGUCCACAGUGUGCUAAAUACCUUCACACUGUUAAAUUUGAGCAUUUCAAGUGUGUGGAUAACGUAUUCACAAUAGUCGUUCAUGUGAACAGUCACACUGUCGAGGUGUCC